GAUAUACCUAUUUCGCGAUGUUCGCCAGGUUGUCCUCCAGGCCAUUAUGUAUAUCAGGAUUCUAACAUAAAGCAAGAUAUCAUGGCUUGUUGCUGGCGCUGUCUUCCAUGCCCAAUGCAAACCGUAUCGAAUAUGACAAACCAGCUACAUUGUACCGAAUGUCCAACUUUUACCCGACCGAAUAGGAAUAAAACGAAAUGCUUACCGUUAUCCUUAAUCUACGGGCAUGUACUUUAUCGAAGUCCAAUGAUAAUCAUUAUUCUCACCUUAAUAACAGUCUAUUGCUUAUGUCUCCUUUUCAUUUGGAUUACUAUUAUUCUCCACCGACAAACACCGAUUAUUAAAGGAUCUAACUUUGUCCUGAUGAAUGUUUUACUCUUCUUUUUCGCGUUAAGUAUUCCAGCUUCAUUGCUACAUCUACUUCCUCCAAGCUAUAAAGUAUGCAAUCUAAGGGCAUUUCUAAUGACUACGUAUGUCACAGGGACAUACAUCACCAUAUUUUGUAAAGUCAAUCAAGUUUUCAUAAUAUUUAAAAGAUCAGUUAGAAGAAAAAGCAAAUUUGCAAUCUUAACUAAGAACAGGAAUCAGCUUUUAAUCAUUUUUGGCGUUUUAGUUGUAGUCAACGGAAUUCUGCUAUGCUUAACCCUUGCUCAUCCAUUUAUAGUUUUCAAAGCUGUCACCAAAGACAAUCAAAUUGAAUUUUAUUGCCACGGUUUAAAUUCUUAUAAUGAUAUCAAUCUAUUAAUUUGGAUGGCUAUAAUAGGUAUAGCCUGUACAUAUUUGGCAUAUAAAACGCGAUCAUUACCGGAUAACUUUAACGAAUCCAAGCAUAUUUAUCUUUCAUCAGUAAUGAUUACAGUUUUCGGUUUAUGUUGCUUCCCUGUUACCAUCAUUUUAUCCGGCCAAACGGCAGAUAGUAUUGCUGCAUUGACUGCAUUGCUACUAAGUGGGCCGCCAUUCCUAUGCUUAUUCGUACCCAAAGUUUAUAUUAUUUAUUUUCGGCCUGAACUAAAU
Messenger RNA from Trichoplax adhaerens, 1014 nucleotides. RefSeq lists its product as uncharacterized. The record is from RefSeq and is a predicted model, not a curated record. The transcript has a single exon. Gene Ontology annotation, molecular function: adenylate cyclase inhibiting G protein-coupled glutamate receptor activity. Lineage: Eukaryota; Metazoa; Placozoa; Uniplacotomia; Trichoplacea; Trichoplacidae. The annotation marks the transcript as partial. Gene Ontology annotation, cellular component: membrane. Gene Ontology annotation, biological process: G protein-coupled glutamate receptor signaling pathway; regulation of synaptic transmission, glutamatergic.